UUAGGUUUUGUAUAUAACACAUAACAACGUUAACUUCCCUUCUUCGCCGCACUGACACUCUGCUCAUCAACAACCAACUUCAAUCUUCCUUAACCACUGGGUCAAACAUUCUAUGUGAUGAACGAAAGCAGUUGUGGAAUUGAAGGGCUCUUUCCGUUAUUUACGAGUUUCAGCUGCAUAUUCCAAAAAAUAUUUGUCAAAUAUGACACUUCUUUCGUCUUAAUGGCACAUAAGGCUGGGUCGUGUUACCUGAAUUCUAUGUUUAACACGGCUUAUUUCUCCUGGAGAAUCAAUCUUGCUUCUCUUGGAAUUAUACCUCAUUGCUAUAAGUUGGAGCGCUUGAUGGGUAUCAAUUACUUUUGGUUCAGUUUGUUCCGUGGCUCCUGCUCAGCCAUUAAUGGAUAUUGAUCUAGAUAACAAAAAACAACAUUCUAUAAAAGUUGAAGUUGAUACAAAUUAUGGAAACAUUGUGGUAAAAUCAGAUGGCAUAGGUUCAGGGUGUGUAGAUAAUGACGAAAAAGUAUUUAAUGUUCGAAGUACUCUGCUGAAUGAAAAAAGCAAGCAAAAGGACCCUGAGGAUGUAGAAGUUGACAUAAUUGCAUCUAAAAACAUCAAUGACAUCAAAUCAGCUGAAGCUGAAGAUCCAGAUGCAACUGAAUAUUCAAGUUCAUUUGCCGACACUCUCUCUGAUACAGAGAAAUUUUCUGGCCUAAGUGAAAAUGAAGUGGAAUCACAAUUUUUUGGUGACAGCGAUUUGGCAUCCCCAUAUGAUGCAUUCAAUAGCACCUUUCAAACAAGGAAGAAGAAGUUAACAAAUCAUUGGAGGAGCUUUAUACGUCCUAUGAGUUGGCGGUGCAAAUGGACAGAAUUGAAGAUUAAGGAAGUCGAGUCGCGAGCAUUAAAAUAUGCUCGCGAGCUUGCAGUCUAUGAAGAGAGAAAACAAAUCUAUCAAACUCCAUAUGAUGGGUUUUGUUCAAAGUUGUCGCCAUUUUCAAAUCAAUGUUAUCGAAGAUGGGCCAGAAAGAGGAGGAAGCGAAAGAGAAUUGAAGAAAAAACUGAUACAACAGUAUAUGUGUCACAGCAUAGCCUCUUUUCUUAUAUUGAAAGCAAGAGAUCCAAUCCAGAUGGAAGUUCUAUGAUUGAUGAUUUUGAUAAUGCAGCAGCGACAGAACGACAUGCUGAUUGCAAUGAUAACUUUGGGGAUCAAUUGUCUUUCGAGUUUCGAGGUGGUGAUAAAUCCUCGGAGCAAGUCCUUCGGAAAAUUGAAAUAGUGCAAACUCGGAUUCAAAAACUGAAGAAUCAACUCGACUUGGUGAUAUCAAAAAAUGCUGAUAAAUUUUCGUCCUAUGAGAAUUUAAGCCUUCUCUCACCCUGUGAUGGGCAGACUAGUUCUGCUCCUAGCCCUACAUUAUCCGCCGGCAAUGGAGAAACAAUUUCAGUAGGAGCUAUGCAUAAUGAAACUCAGCAUAUCUCCGAAUAUGACUUUGGAGACUUGGUUUUGCCUGAUAGUGAAAUUUUAGGUUAUGGAGAGGCUAUUCACGUACCUGAUAUAAUUGAAAGCACCGUAGGAAUGUUGUCUGCUGCUGAUGUUACGUCACAUCAGCCACAAAUCGGAGAUUCAUGCGAAUAUAUUGUGGAUAAUGUGCUGGUACAUACUGAAACAGCCGACGGAGAAAGAGGCACUUUCGUAGCGACAAGCGCUCAACUUCUUGAGGAGCAUCAGGAACCGGAGAUAGGACAUGAAGCAGAAACCCUCAACCCCUGUCCGAUUUCAUCCUCAGGAUCCGAUCCCAUAACAAAAUCCACCGUUACACCAGAGGAAUCGAUUCUAAAAUCAUGUUUAGCCUCAGAUUUCCAAUUUCCAAGAAACAAGAGAAAGCGAGUAGAGAGGAAAGCUGGCUCUGGUGGAUGGAACAAGAAAGGCUCCGGUGAUCCUGAUAGCCAGUGAUUCAAACAAAAACCUUGUCCAUCCAUACGUUGCUCGAAAAUUUCCGGAACUGCUACUCAAUGAAAAUGGUAAAGAAGAGCAAGGAUUUAUCAAUGCAGCUGUGAACUAAUCAACAUUGCUGGAAUUUUGGUACAAGCUGGUUGCAGCAACCUUAACUGUUAAACAACAUAGAAUUAGUUGAAGAUUCUAAAUGUAGCUCUGACAGACUUAAGAAGUAGAGCCAAUUUUCUGUAAUCAAGAAGUGGUUUGCUUUUCUGUUUUUAUAAAGAUUGAAACUUUUUGUUCUCUUUUUCUGAA
Mercurialis annua (annual mercury) is the source of this 2245-nucleotide messenger RNA. RefSeq lists its product as uncharacterized. Bases 398 to 1948 code for a protein of 516 amino acids. The transcript has 7 exons. Lineage: Eukaryota; Viridiplantae; Streptophyta; Magnoliopsida; Malpighiales; Euphorbiaceae. The record is from RefSeq and is a predicted model, not a curated record.